Daucus carota subsp. sativus is the source of this 640-nucleotide messenger RNA. RefSeq lists its product as uncharacterized. The record is from RefSeq and is a predicted model, not a curated record. NCBI's taxonomy places the organism in Eukaryota, Viridiplantae, Streptophyta, Magnoliopsida, Apiales, Apiaceae. The transcript has 3 exons. Bases 229 to 531 code for a protein of 100 amino acids.
UGCAAUCCCAUUAUCAAGUAACCAAACAAUGAAGAUAUGCUUUACAAAAAACCAGGACUUGUAAGGCUUCUUGGCAUAUGCAGCAGAAUCAGAUUCCUAGCUGAGCCGUAAAGAAUGUCCAAGCUGAUCCUAAAAGAUAAUUUUUGCAGCCAACUUUGAGCAAAUUCUUUGCUAUAUAGCCGAUAUUUAAUCCUGUUUUCAGGAACUGCAUAAAGCAUCUACAACGUUAUGUCCGGACAGAUAUUCUGCAUGGUGAUGAGGAUAAACGUAGACUGCAAUGCCUGCUGCAGGAAAAUGAGAAGAGUUCUUCUUAAUAUCAAAGAGGUGGAGACUCAUUUGAUAGAGAAGCAACAUCUACGCGUAAGCGCCUGUGGGAGAUUCCAGCCAGCAGAUGUGGCCAUAAAAAUACGGAAAAAAAUGAACAGGAGAGUCGAAAUUCUUGAAAUUCAGGAGUUCAGCAUGAAUGAUGGCUCUGCAGAACAGCAGCCUGAUCAAGUCAUGGACAAUACUGGACAACAACAGCAUGCAUAACAUUCAGCAACUCUGGCUCUGUUAAUUUCUCAAUGUAUACAUUAUACAUAAGCCCUGAGAAAUGGCAAGAACAUACUCCUAUCAAAGGGAGGAUCCAUUUAUUUGUUUA